Cyanidioschyzon merolae strain 10D is the source of this 339-nucleotide messenger RNA. RefSeq lists its product as hypothetical. The transcript has a single exon. NCBI's taxonomy places the organism in Eukaryota, Rhodophyta, Bangiophyceae, Cyanidiales, Cyanidiaceae. The coding region runs from base 1 to 339 and encodes 112 amino acids. The record is from RefSeq and is a predicted model, not a curated record.
AUGGACGUGCAAGUCAGGGGUCCUGGCGGGCCCGAGAUCGCCGGGUACUGGAAAGGAAACAGAAAAAUCCUCUUCUCGCCGACGAUCGAGCGAAGAAGAGCAAGUGAUGUAGAAGCAAAAGACGAGGAAGAGCGGAGAUGUGCGGGACACGGUGCUUGCCCGACAGGACAAUGUCGAGACUGUAGUGGCUCUGAUGGGGCACGAGUUCUAGCAAUUCUUGCACUUGUGAGUUCGACCAGAGGCAACAAACGCAUGGAGUUCGUGACCCGGGGCUUCAACGCUGCUAUCAAUAUCAGACGCUGUGUGGUGCUGAAGACGAGACACGACGGCCUGACGUAA